Molecule: messenger RNA, 2269 nt
Organism: Bombus pyrosoma
Lineage: Eukaryota; Metazoa; Arthropoda; Insecta; Hymenoptera; Apidae
Product: odorant receptor 4-like
Exons: 6
Coding region: 961-2085 (374 amino acids)
Biological process (GO): detection of chemical stimulus involved in sensory perception of smell; sensory perception of smell
Cellular component (GO): plasma membrane
Molecular function (GO): odorant binding; olfactory receptor activity
Source: RefSeq, a predicted model, not a curated record
AUGAUUGCAAAUUUAUAAAUAAAAAUGUAUUAUUCAAAUAAAUACUACAUCAUGUAAGGCAACAAAAUUUAGGUAUUGUAUAAUUAAACCUUAUAAAAUGAAUAUUCAUCAAAUGUACAAGGUGUUAAGAAAUUCUACAUAUGUCGCGACUACUAUGAUAGGAUUCUACAAAUUUAAUAUUAAUAUAAAUUGGUUAAAUCACAUUGUUGAACUACAUCGCAUUAUUAGCCACGUUGUAAGUUAUCACAAUAAUUAGACGACAUAUUUGUGAUUUUUUGGGUUUCAAUAUCUUCAUUGGUACAUUGUGCUUUAUUCUAAAGUUUCGUGAAUUAUUUCAGUUCACUUUGUCAAGGAAUUAUCGUUACCUCCGUCCACUUUUUUGGCUACCUACGCACGUUUAUCGAACUUUAUCCGUCAGAUUUCCCCCUUGAAGAUCACUUUUACAGUCGUCCUUUGUAACAUAGAAUAUAAUAUUACACUUUCCAGUAUUAGUUUUCUAUACCAAACUUGUGCGUUUUCUUCAAGUUAUAAGAAAUCUAAUUUAAUAUGCAGUUGCAUGUCGCGCAUUUGCUUCUGCACUUCUCCGUGGAAACCAGUAGUUGUAACAAAGUUGGAAUUAUAUUUUGAGCAACAUUCUCUCCUUCUAUCCCCUAGUUCCUUUUCCAGCGAGCCUGCAAUCGUUGUGAUAUUAUUUGCAAUAUUUAUGCGGACCCUGGGAAUCCGAAACAAAGGUUGUCACUCGUGGAUAAUUUGCGUAUGUUUCUGCAUGAUUUUCACGGAACGUUCAGUUUAUCGUGAGACUGCAUGCAAGUAAGGUUCCUGGAAUCUCUGCCCCGUUGUAAACGGUUUAUUAACGGUGAUAGCGAUGCAUGCGUGUGGAAAUUACGUGUCAAGUCUUUGUAUAUAAGAAGGAAGCCCUAAAAUAAUUUAAGCAAGAGGAUAUAAUUAAUUUUAUGUGAAAUGAUAUUAAACACGGUUAGCCCGUCUGUUAAAUUUGGCCUUCAUUUUUGUGGUGUCUGGCCUGGAACACCAUUUCAAUUCCUACAUAAGUUAUAUUGGGUGAUAGCGAUAAUUACGCUUCAGACUUAUCAAUACAGAUAUAUCGUUAUACAUUAUAGCACCGAUACUCUUAUGAACAUAGCAGAAAAUUUGAGCAUCGCCGUGCCUUUCAGUUUAGUGUUUAUCAAAUUAUUCGUUACUUGGACGAAUUAUGGCUUGUUUUGCGAUAUUUUAUCAACCAUGGAAGAGGACUGUCGGAAAUAUGCUAAUAUGGAUAUAAAUAAUCUGAUAAGAAAAACCGGGUUGUUCUCCUUUUAUGUAACUAGCAUAAUCAUGUCCUCGUAUCUGGUGUCUGCGGUUUUUUAUCUUGCCGGCGCUAUUGCAUUUCAAGGAACGAACGAUUCAAUGUCUCGAGAGCUUCUUUUGAAAAUGGAUUUACCUUUCGAGACGAGUGAAUCCCCGAAUUACGAACUUGUGGUGACUACACAAUUUAUUAUUCAUUUCUCAGCGGCCCUUGCGUUCGGAACGUUCACUGCUCUGCUUUUCAUGAUGAUAGUGCAUGUAGGGUGCCAAAUCGACAUAAUGUGCCAGAGUCUAACAGAUGCUUUUCCUAAAAAUGAAAACAAGUUAAAAUUUUUUAUUAGUAGAUAUCAAGAAAUCAUUACUUUUGCAGAGAAAAUUGAGAAACUUUUUACGUAUAUAGCUCUUAGCCAACUUGUAUCAAAUACAGUUAAUACUUGCUGCGAAGGAUUCCUCAUUGUACUUGCUAUAAACGAUGAGAGUGGACUUGUUAUACUCAUCAAAUCUGUUGUAUUUUAUAUAGUUAUUUGCUUAGAAGUUUUCGUAUAUUGUUUCGCUGGGGAAUAUCUUCGCAUUAAGAGCCAAUUAAUCGGCGACACAGCGUACAAUAUGCUUUGGUACGAUUUACGUCCAAACAAGAGCCGACUUCUGAUACCUGUUAUAUUAAGGUCUCAAAGAGGUUUCACAUUGACUUUCGGAAAAUUUUCAAACCUUUCCCUGGAAAGCUUCACUGGCAUUAUGAAGGUUUCAGCGUCAUAUAUGUCGGUACUUUUGGCAUUAUACUGAAAAAUGUAAAUGGUAACUUCGAUGUGGAACUAUCGUAUCAAGUGUGCAAUCGACUUGACUCGAGCUAUUGUUACCCAGAUUAUCAUACAAAAAAUUACAAAAAGAAAAAAAAAUAUCACUGUUGUGUUAAUAAUGAGAAAUAAAUAGUAUAUAUAGAAUAAAUACUAAUAAAAAUUGAAUUAGA